AUGUCAUGUCUACUUUUCAGAUAUGUGUUGUAUGUUAUGAAACAGGUUAACCAGCUCCUGAGCUAUGAUAUUAAGCCAAUCCUAGUCUUCGAUGGAUGUCAUCUUCCAUCAAAAGCCAUAACUGAGAAAAAAAGAAGAGAGAACCGUGAAAAAAAUCGCAAGAAGGCUAAGGAACUCUUACGUGAAGGGAAGGCAAAAGAAGCACGAGAAUGUUUCCAGAGAUGUGUUGACAUCACAUCAGAAAUGGCAGCUGAUACCAUCAGGGCUUGCCGUGCUAGAAAUAUAGAUGUUAUAGUGGCCCCAUAUGAAGCAGACUCACAGCUGGCUUACCUGAAUUUGAGUGGCGUUGCUCAACUUAUUAUAACAGAAGAUUCUGAUCUGAUCCUCUUCGGCUGCAAGAAAAUUCUGUUCAAGAUGGACAAUAAUGGAGGAGGUAUCUUGGUGGAGCAAGAACAGCUGCACAUAUCCAUGAAUAUGCCACGAGACAAGUUCACCUUUGACAAAUUUGUCAACAUGUGCAUCCUCUCAGGUUGUGACUAUCUCCCCUCGUUGCAUGGUAUUGGACUUGCCAAGGCUUGCAAGUUCUUCACUAUUACCACAAAUCCAGAUAUUCAUAAUGUUUUAUGCAAACUACCAUCUUACCUGAAAAUGCCUCACCUAGAAGUGACCAAAGAAUAUCGAGAUGGAUUCAUGCAAGCCAAAAAUACAUUCCUCUAUCAGCUGGUGUUUGACCCACUGGAGCGUAUCCUUCGUCCCCUUCAGGAGUAUCCCGAGGGCAAAGGACCUGAAGAUUAUCCUUAUGCGGGCAAGUUUGUAGGUCACGAGAGAGCUCUGCAAAUAGCAUUGGGGAAUGUGAAUGUUCAGACAGGAGAGAAAGUGGAUGACUUCUGUCCUGAGACAUAUGUUCCCCCAGAGCCAAAGUCAUCAGGAUGGGACAAGCGUGGGGACAUUUGUACUGCCCAUCGUAGCAUAUGGAGUAGAGACUUCACCCCAUCCAAGGCUCUACCUCCAGUCCCAAGCAUCUUGGGCUCAGAGAAGCAGAGUACUCUUGGAAAGGAAUUAUUAGUAUCUUCUACGCCAGUCCUUAAGAGAAAGUUUAAACCAGAACCGGUACCAGAUGAUGAUGGUUUUCCCACUGAAGAUGAACUGCAAGAUCUAUAUGCUCUGCCUGCUAAACGUUUGAAGGAAGAAGCACCAGUUGACAGUAACAGUGCUGAUGAAGACAUGGAUGGUAAAACAGCCUUGGAUCAUUUAUCUGAAGGACUUGAUUUUGAGGAAGAAAAAGAAAAAGUAUCCAUUAAAGAGGAAGUAGGAGAUUUGUCACCAGAACUGAAAACUGUAAGCCCUUCAGCUAAGAGCAGUAGGUCCAAAAAUCCAUUUGCUAAGGCAAAGUCUCCUGUUAAACCUGCUGGGCAAUUCAGUGCGUUAAAGAGAUUUAGCAAAAUAAGGAAAUCAUUGGAGAAUUCAAACACUAUUGUGCAGAGCAGGUACUUUGCCAAGGCAGUGCCAAGUGCCACAAGUAAUGAAGAUGAAAAGAAAAGUGAGGAAAAAGAAAAGCCUGAACCCCAAGCAACAGAUGAGGAAGUAAGAGAGGAUCAGAAAGUUAAAUUAGAAAGUGAAUUACAUGUUAAAAUUGAAGAUGAACAGAAAGACAAAAUACCCAGUGAAUCUCAAGUUAAAGCUCCUUUGUCUCCUGUCAUGAACAAUAUUCAGAAAAAUAACAAAAACAGCACAUUCAGGUGGGGGAAACUGACAGAUAAGUUUGGAUUUAAAGACAAAGUCAAGAUAGAGAGCAGCCCGUCAACAAAGUACACUUUCAAGGCCGUCGCUAAAAUACCAAGCACAAGAGAAACUGAUGAGAGUAAGGAAAAUGUCCUCAGUCUGUCCCAGAAUUCAGAUUCUAGGGAACUGCCACUUUCUCAGAGCAGUUUAAUGUCUGAAGUCUCAACAGUCAGUGAUGUAGGCUCAAUAGAUAAUGAAUCAUUUGGCCUAACACCUACUCCAGAAAUAUCAACCAUGAGUGAUAAGGAUUCAGAAGUUGCAAGUCCUUCCUCAGUAACCAGUACAAUGCCCAGUCAAAAGACACUUCUGUCCAACAAAAGUGCACAGAAUAAAGGAAGAGCAGUUGGUCUAUCCCGUCCCAGUGGUGCAAACAAGAAAAAUACAGAUAAGAAACAGUUAAGCUUGAAGGAUAUGUUUGGCUUUAAAAAGGAUGCUCCCAAGCUUCACUGAGCAAAACCUUGAAGCUACAGCAGCAGUGACAAGAAAUAUGGAAGACAUUGAUGUUGAACUCCUUUCACCAUCCCCAAGAUUUUAAUAGGAAGUAGAGAUUUGUUAAUAACAGGUAAUCAUUGUUAUAUCACAGCACAUUUUAUAUUUUGUUUAUACAGUAUUUAAUACAUUCCAACAUUGUUGAAGAAAGUUCACAUUUACAAACAUUUAAUUCAGGGAUGACAGUCUUGCUUACAGUACAAAUGAAUAUUGACAAUUGUGAAACAUUGUCAGAAACAGUUGAACAAAUAUCUUAUUUUUAUUUUGUAUGUUUGUGGAAGUUCAAAAAUGAUACAGUGGUACCUGUCAGUCCUAGAAUUAUUUAUAAAAUGCACCUCUCUCUUGUAUUGUAAAAUUUUAA
Penaeus vannamei (Pacific white shrimp) is the source of this 2632-nucleotide messenger RNA. NCBI's taxonomy places the organism in Eukaryota, Metazoa, Arthropoda, Malacostraca, Decapoda, Penaeidae. The record is from RefSeq and is a predicted model, not a curated record.